AUGGCUUUAUUCUCUGCGUUUCGCCCAGUUUUCUCAUCACACUCUCUCCCAGUCUACGAUUUCUUAGCUCCAAGUCUUUUCCAAAUACACCGAGCUCCUCGUUCAAUUCGCCAUCUCUCAACCACCCCUCAACGCCAUACCCUUUCCAAUUUCCAAAAUGACUCCCCAUCCACCGCUCCAAGGACCCCCAAAACCGGGACAGAAGCAACCUCAAACCCGGCCUCUACAUCUAAACCGCUAACCCAAGCCCAGCGCGACUUCCUCUCCCGUGCCCUACGAGUGAACCAAACCGGCGAACUAGCCGCAGUAUUAAUCUACGCCGCUCAAACCCCCGUCAUCGUCGCAUCCCACCCGCACUUGCGCCCGCUAAUGAAACACAUGUACGACCAAGAAGCUGGGCACUUCGUCACCUGGAACGCGCUGCUCUCGCGCCACCGCGUGCGCCCAACAGCCCUGUACCCCGUCUGGACCAUGGCGGCCACCGUGCUAGGAUGGGGCACCGCUGUGAUGGGCCGGGAAGCGGCAAUGGCGUGUACAGAGGCUGUGGAGACGGUGAUAGGCGGGCAUUAUAAUGAGCAGGUGGGCGGACUGCUGGAGAUUUUUAAAGAGAUGGAGGCAGAAGGGGUGGAAGUGGGGGAGGAUUUGAGGGUGUUGGUGGAGUCGGUUAGGAGGAUAAGGGAUGAGGAGUUAGAGCAUUUGGAUCAUGCUCUUGAGAAUGAUGCGCAGAAGGCGGUACCUCAUGAAUUGCUUACGGGUGUUAUUAGGGCGGGGUGUAGGGGAGCGAUUUGGGUUAGUGAGCGAGUAUGA
Molecule: messenger RNA, 807 nt
Organism: Lachnellula hyalina
Lineage: Eukaryota; Fungi; Ascomycota; Leotiomycetes; Helotiales; Lachnaceae
Gene: CAT5
Product: 5-demethoxyubiquinone hydroxylase, mitochondrial
Exons: 2
Coding region: 1-807 (268 amino acids)
Biological process (GO): ubiquinone biosynthetic process
Cellular component (GO): mitochondrial inner membrane
Molecular function (GO): 3-demethoxyubiquinol 3-hydroxylase activity
Source: RefSeq, a predicted model, not a curated record